AUGAAGGAAGUUCCCAGAAGUCCGUGUUGUUUGAGCUGUGAGAUGUUGAGCGCUCUGAUCCUGCUGACCCUCGGAGGAGCCGUCGGUCUCCACGUCUGCUCCUUCAACAUACAGUCGUUCGGGGAGAGUAAAGUCUCCAGACCUGAUGUGCUGGACAUCAUAGUGCAGAUCAUCAGUCGCUGUGACCUCAUGCUCAUCCUGGAGAUCAAAGAUGUGAAAGGAAAAGCGUUUGAUCAACUCAUGACUCACCUGAACAGCAGGUCCAGGACACGAGCACAUACAUUUAGCUCUGUUAUUAGCGAAAGACUCGGGAGGAAAACAUACAAGGAGCAGUAUGCCUUCAUUUACAGGCAUAAGAUGCUGACUGUGAAAGCCGUCUAUCAGUAUCCAGACACACAAAGCGGAGAUGAAGAUGCUUUUGCUCGAGAACCGUUUGUCGUGUGGUUCUCAGCUCCAAACACUGAAAUCAAGGAUUUUGUCAUCAUUCCUAUUCAUACGGUCCCAGAAGCCGCUGUGAAAGAAAUCGACGAACUGUAUGAUGUUUAUCAGAAUAUUUCACAGAUGUGGCGAUCUGACAACUUCAUCAUCAUGGGAGAUUUCAACGCCGCCUGCGGUUACGUUCCCAAGAGGCAGUGGAUGAACAUCCGUCUGCGCUCGGAGAGAGAGUUUGUGUGGCUGACGGAUGACAGUCUGGACACGUCAGUGAAGACCUCCACCAACUGUGCUUAUGACAGGGUUGUCCUCCGCGGAGAGAAGAUGAUUGCGGCUGUGAAUCCUGAAUCAGUGGAGGUCUUCAACUUUAAAGAUGAGUUUGGCCUCACCGAGCAGGAGGCUCUGGCAGUGAGUGAUCAUUUCCCGCUCUGCUUCACUGUGACUCGAGCACAGAGGAGAGGAUGACAACAUUCUCACUUUACUCUUUUCCCGCUCGUCUGCUUCAUUAGUGCUACAGAAGAGAAUGAAGAACAGCUUAUUAUAAAGUGAAGCGGUUCAAACAUAAUCAGAGACGCAGAAAGUGAGAGUUCAGCACUUCAGAAGAAGAACAGAAAUGCUUCACUGAAAGAUGAAGAAGAGCUUCCAGUGCUUGUUAAUUAUGAACCAGCGUCU
This is a messenger RNA of Rhinichthys klamathensis goyatoka, 1104 nucleotides long. RefSeq names its product deoxyribonuclease gamma-like. Lineage: Eukaryota; Metazoa; Chordata; Actinopteri; Cypriniformes; Leuciscidae. Gene Ontology annotation, cellular component: nucleus. The record is from RefSeq and is a predicted model, not a curated record. Bases 1 to 897 code for a protein of 298 amino acids. The transcript is spliced from 8 exons. Gene Ontology annotation, biological process: DNA catabolic process. Gene Ontology annotation, molecular function: DNA nuclease activity.